AUGGCGACAUCCAAAAAGCCCACGUGUUCAGCCUCAAGUGGAGACAAUUCCCCGCCGAAACCCUUCCGCCACGUUCACCUUGACGGAAGAACGCUCGAAGGAGGUGGCCAACUCGUCCGUAUCGCCCUGGGACUAUCGGCAUUGACAGGCCGAGCAGUGACGAUAGAUCACGUCCGCGGAAACCGUGGAGGCAAGACUGGUCUCAAAGCAUCACAUGCGGCAGCAGUCAAAUUGCUGGCCGAGAUCAGUGGCAGCCACGUCUCGGAUGGAAAUGUGGGAUCGAAAUGUUUGACGUUCACACCACCACAAGCCAGUAUAGACGAGGACGAGCAAUUACUAGACGCGACCCGACAACAUCGAGAUGUACCGCUAGUAUCGUUAGAUACUCUGUCAGUGAAACCAGAGUACAACAUUCGCUUGACAACUCCGGGAUCCGUCUUUCUCAUUUUCCAAGCAUUAUACCCCUACUUGUUGCAUGUUGGAUCGCGCGCAAUGACGGAGCGCAUUAGAGUGAACAUCAUCGGCGGCACAAACGGGACCAGUUCCCCUUCCUAUGACUACGCUGCCCAGGUCAUGGCGCCAAAUUUUGCUCGGCUGGGUCUUCCUCCAUUCUCGAUGACUUUGCAGAGUCGUGGCUGGACAUCUGGGGUCGUGGGAAUGGGUGAAGUGAGCUUCUUCAUUCGUCCCUUGCUAGAGCCCCUAGAUGGAGCCGCGAGUGAGAAAUCACAACUGUCCGUAGGAGCCGAAUGCGCGUCUCGCUUUCCACGGAUCAAUAUCACGGAUUAUGAGUGUGGGAAGAUUACUCGCAUCACUAUUACGAUCCUCGCACCAAAGGAUACUCUUCAUGAAGCCAAUGAGAACGGAGGGUCUCUGACUGUCGCCGAAUACGUGGAGCAAGAGACUCUUCGCAGGCUACGCAAAUCUCUGAAGACACUAGACCAGUCAAUUCUCGCCGAGCCCUUAGACGGAGAACGUCAUAUACCCAUCGACAUGUCUCCAACGGAAAUCACAUCUCACCCAAGCCGAGUAUACAUCCUCCUGGUCGCCCAUACUUCCACGGGAUUCCGAAUUGGCCAUGAUGCCUUAUUUGGCGAUAACCGGGGACACAAGCCCACAAAGCAAAAAGUCGGAAAGCACCAAAAAUACAAGAAGGGACAGGGACCACCUCCCAAGAAGAAGGACUCCGAAGCACAUCUACAACGGGUCUCCGACCUGAUCGAUGGAUGCGUGCAAGGACUCAUCGAAGAAUUGUCCGAAACAUACGAUGAUACACAGACUGACCAAAAAGGUGGAUCGACAGGAUCUACAACUGCCAAGCGGUCCUGUUUAGACUUUCAUAUGAGAGACCAAAUUGUGGUGUUUGAGGCUCUUGGGAAUCUUGGAGACAAAGUGGGUAUUGCUGGAAGCGAGGCGGCUCAAGCCCCCGAAGACGAGCGAUAUUGGACUCUCCAUACCAAGACAGCCCAGUGGGCGUGUCAGAAGAUGUUGCAGGACGUUGCCGAUAAUUAA
Molecule: messenger RNA, 1509 nt
Organism: Penicillium cataractarum
Lineage: Eukaryota; Fungi; Ascomycota; Eurotiomycetes; Eurotiales; Aspergillaceae
Product: putative RNA 3'-terminal phosphate cyclase
Exons: 1
Coding region: 1-1509 (502 amino acids)
Biological process (GO): RNA processing
Cellular component (GO): nucleus
Molecular function (GO): RNA-3'-phosphate cyclase activity
Source: RefSeq, a predicted model, not a curated record